This is a messenger RNA of Stereum hirsutum FP-91666 SS1, 2061 nucleotides long. RefSeq lists its product as uncharacterized. Lineage: Eukaryota; Fungi; Basidiomycota; Agaricomycetes; Russulales; Stereaceae. The record is from RefSeq and is a predicted model, not a curated record. The coding region runs from base 1 to 2061 and encodes 686 amino acids. The transcript has 11 exons.
AUGCUCGACAUCCACGCCCCCGAAUCUAAAUCCAUCAUCAGCCACAUCACCCAACCCGCCGAUUCCGGCACACUCACUCUUCAACACCGACAAACUCUCUCCGAGGUCACAUAUAUCCGCUCUCAACUCCAACGUACCGAGGACGCCAACGCUCUUCGUCUGGAGCUCAUCGAAGGCCAACAUCAACGCUCCAUCGAGGAACUCGAGCGAAAUCGUUGUCUGGAGAUCACAUUGUUUAAACAAAGCCGUCACACGCAAACCGUGCAGUGUAACGUACCCGGCGACUCGAAACAUACGAUAGACGAGUUGGUUCGGAAGCAUCGUGCUGAAGUAGAGAACCUGAAGCGAGAGUUUGAGAAACGUCUCGUUGAGCGAAACACGAAUUUCGGGAAGGAGAUUGGGCGUCAGCAUCGUGCUGAGAUUGUGAUGAUGCAGCGGCAGUGUGAGGUGCGGGUUAAUGAAAGUGUCCAACGUGCGGUAAAGAUGGCAGCGAAGAAAGAAGCAGAGCUUUUGAAGAGUGCGGAGGAGAGCCGGAUGAAAGAGGUGGUCGAGUUGGAGGGAAAGCUGAGGAUGCGCGAGUUGGAUUUCGACGUCGUUUGUAAGGAGGAGCAGGAAGUGAAGGAGAGGUUAAGGAAGAGGAAUUUCAGUGAUAAUUUGGCCUGUCAGGAGAGAGAAGAGCUGGUGAAGAAGAUGGAGACGACGAUUGAGGAGGCGAAGGAUCUUAUCGUUCUGGAAAGAGAUGGUCUGGGGAAAAUGUUGGCGGCGGCGAGGAUGCGUGAAAAGGAGAUGGUGAAAAUGAGGAGAUGCAUAGCGACUAUCAAGGGAGAGAACCGGACUCUGUGGAAGGAAGUCAAAGUUUUGGAACUUCUGAGGGGUAUCUCGCAACGUGAUAUCAAACUUGCUACCAACGCGGUCGAUAACCAUGCCUUGGACUACUCUACCUCUGAAUCAUCGUUCAUCUCUUUUCCCUGUGCUAGUGGUGAAGUCACUCCCGACACCUCGAUGUCUACGCACAAACGUGCACGUUCCGACAGCGAAGACUCCAUGAUGUGGUGUCGGUCAUCGUCGCUUCUGAAGCACAUCAAGUUGGAUGAGGAUCACAACUCACCCCUGCGUAUUGAUCCUUCCGAACCCAGGCCCACUCCUCCAGAGACACCUGCUCCAAUGACAGCGUCUCCUACCUCUUCCCCUCGUAAAUCUGGAGUUCUUGAGUAUCUGGACAGCAUGAGCACGAACUUAGUCUUGGACGGCGGCUGUGGUUUGAUCGCGAACCCGGCUAUUUAUCAGGAAAUGCGGAAGGCAGUCGAAGCUGAUCAGUACAAGUUCGUGAUCAGCUUUUCAAAGACCACCGACGAACUCUCGCCCCGAUCCUCUAGCUCCUCCGCUAUCGACUGCCCCACCUUUCCUCUCUCCCCAUACGGCUCGGACGCCCUUUUACACCACAUACUUGAUUUCUGCGAUACUCUCGCUGCGACGCAGGACGCAAUGCCGUCGUCUACAUCGGCUGUUUCGGAUGGCUUCGAAGAUAUGUUUCCGAUCAUGAUCUAUCGGGACCACCAUACGGGCACUGUUGUCUCUCGGUUUUUCACGUUCUCGAAGACCGACAGUCUUACGGUCACCGAUCAAUCUACACUUAUCCAGCAUGGACCUACGGAGUCGAGAUGCCCAGAGUCCGAAACAGGAGAGCAGAUAGGCGAUAACGACUCGAGGAGUGACAUGGACCUGGUGUCUAAUAGUGGUAUGGGUUCACAGAAAGUUGUCGAAGUCGGAGGGUCCUCUCGACGCAAGUGCUCCGGUAGCGCCAUCAUACCACUGAACGAUUCAAACAGUAGUGGGAGCGCACGAAGACGGAUGGCGCACUCGCUCCAAACCAGACAAAAGCACAAUACGGCGCAGCCCAAUAGCCCUAUACACGCCCAACCCGCGACUACGCCACGCGUGAAACCUAGUACGGCAGGCUCGAAUCUUGAGAUCAAGAGGUCAGUGCUCAAUAUUGUAGGGGAUGCACCGUCCUCUCAGGCUGAUUUUCUGUGGGUCCAAGACGUCAGCGUAGACAUCUAG